This is a messenger RNA of Archocentrus centrarchus (flier cichlid), 2098 nucleotides long. Its product is annotated as ribonuclease inhibitor-like. The transcript is spliced from 9 exons. The record is from RefSeq and is a predicted model, not a curated record. NCBI's taxonomy places the organism in Eukaryota, Metazoa, Chordata, Actinopteri, Cichliformes, Cichlidae. Gene Ontology annotation, molecular function: protein binding. The coding region runs from base 253 to 1068 and encodes 271 amino acids.
GAAGCAGCUGAGUGUGAGAGCAGCAGGAGGAAAGCGGAGCAGGGAACUCCCUGCAUACUGGUGUCGUGCACCAGGAGGAACCCAGGACCCACUGCACCAGCCUUCAUCAUUCAACCACGUCCUGCUGUGACCUGUGUCCACACGCACAGCUGACACACAAACUGCUGCACACUGGAAGGAUUUCUAAGGUUAAAGGGGAAUAUAAUCCUGGAGAUUCUUCGAAGCUGUCAGUGUUUCUGAAUAGGCAGAACUAUGGACUGGCAAGAUGUUCCAGAGGAGGUUCAGGAUGAGUUUGACCUGGAGAUGUACAACGCAACAGAGCAGGGACGACUUAGACUGAUGGAAGAAGAAGUGAGGAACUGCAGAAAGGCUCGACUGGCAGGUUGUGGACUCUCAGAGGCUGAAUGUGAAGUUGUGGCCUCAGCUAUGAAGUCUAACCCCUCCCAUCUGACAGAGUUGGACAUGAGUCUGAACAAGCUGCAGGAUUCAUCAGUAAAGCUUCUGUGUGCUGGACUGGAGAGUCCAAACUGUCGACUGGAGACUCUGAGAUUGGAGCGCUGCUCGUUGUCAGAUAUCAGCUCUAUGGCCUCAGCUCUAAAGUCCAAUCCCUCCUAUCUGAAACAUCUGGACCUGAGUCACAACAUGAACCUGCAGGAUUCAGGAGUGAAGCAGCUAUGUCGUUUUCUGGAGAGUCCACACUGCACGCUGGAGACUCUGAUACUGGAUGACUGCAGUUUUUCAGAUAUCAGGUCUCUGGCCACUUCUCUGAAGUCCAACCCCUCCCAUCUUAAACAUCUGGGUCUGAGCUGGAACAAGCUGCAGGAUUCAGGAGUGAAGCAGCUGUGUGGUUAUCUGGAGAGUCCACGAUGUCGACUUGAAACUCUGGUAUUGUGGGACUGCAGUUUGUCAAAGAUCAGCUGUGAUUAUCUGGCAGCAGCUCUGAAGUCCAACCCCUCCCAUCUGAGAGAGCUCAAUGUGAGAGGAAAUAAUUUGCAGGAAUCAGAUAUGAAGCCACUGUUUGAGCUCGUGGAAAGUCCAAACUAUGGACUUGAGAAACUGAGGUGGUGAGGACAGGACGGUGUGUGUGCUGAGAGAGGAGGAGCUGUGUCCUGAUGAUCCAGAGAGGUUGAAGCAGCAGCAGCUUGUGUGCAGAGACGCUCUGACUGGGCCAUGUUACUGGGAGGUGGAGUGGAGAGGAGAGCUUAAUCCAGCAGUGACUGACAGAGGAAUGAGAAGAAGUGCAGAUGACUGUCAGUGCUGCAGAGUGAACUGCUCUGAGAACAGCUCCACUGUCAGACACAAUGUAGAGUCCACCAUCAUCCCUGUGUGUCCCUGUGGAUCUGCCAGAGGAUCAUCAGUGGAUCACGUUCAGGAGAACAUCACCUGGAAAGGCCUCAAACAACAUUUUAAGCCAGAUGUUAGUACCAGAUUGUUGAAAUAAAAAAAACUAUUUUGUGGUGUAAACAUUUUUCUUCUGUAAAGAGCAUGAAACUGCUGCAGCGCACAAAACAGACCCUCACAUGUGUGACAGCUUCUUUGUGUGCAUGACUGCUGAGUUUUUUAUGUACACAAGUUGUUGAAUUUAUACACAGGAAUUAAUACAGCACCGCUCAAAAUUCAGACACUCUUGCCUGCUGGUGUACCUGCACUCGUGAAAUGAAAUUAUGUGCGUGGAUCAUGUUUUCUUUCUUGUGUGUGACCUUUGACAUAAAUAUAAUUCCAUACACGAGUGUCUGUAAUAGACGUAAAGUACGAAUGCUGAAUAGAAAAGCUCUGUGGCAUGAAGAUCCUUGUAGGAUGAAGCACUUUCCACCCCUCUGCCUAAAAAAAAGGCUGAUGGGGUAAUGUCACCACCCCACCAGAUGGGUGAGCAACUUUCGACAUUGUGAACUAGACAACUCGACAAAGAUGUGAUGUUCAAAUUCACACCAGGAUAUCAUCUUCUAAAAAUCUUUGACCUAAAGGUAAAGGUUAGAGGUCAAGUUUUAAGAAAAUCUUGUGAGCAUGAUGAAUGGACAAAAAAGUCACCUAGGAUGUUCAAGUUGAUGCCACAGAUGUACAGUUGUGUUCAAAAUAAUAGCAGUGCUUUCAAAAACAC